Andrographis paniculata is the source of this 3518-nucleotide messenger RNA. Its product is annotated as protein PHOX1-like. Gene Ontology annotation, molecular function: protein binding. Bases 909 to 2981 code for a protein of 690 amino acids. Lineage: Eukaryota; Viridiplantae; Streptophyta; Magnoliopsida; Lamiales; Acanthaceae. The record is from RefSeq and is a predicted model, not a curated record. The transcript has 3 exons.
CCUAGUUAAUGCUUUCUGCCAUUAAUUUCUUUAUAUCUUCACAGUUGAUAUCCAUGGCGUCUGUAAUAAAAAUUAAUGGCAUCUUCUUUCUGCCCUACCCUGGUCACUGUCACUGAUCACGGAUAACCUCCAUCUUCAUGUGAACCAUUUACACUCCUCUGUCUUUAUUGUUACUAAUUUAUAACCAUUACUGUGCUGUAUCGGAUUUGGCAGGGCUGUGAAUUCUAAUCGAAUUGCAGCAGAGUAGCAUAUCUGCAUAUUACCUAAUAAUGGCUUCUGAUUUGUUUAUUAAAGCAAAAUUAGAGAUCAUGUAUGGUAAUGGAAGGAAUUUGGUCGCCGAAUUAGGGCUUGCCAGGCGGGUAUCUACCUGGAAUAUGCUCUCUUUAUAGUUAAUCAUUGAUCUUCUUUACAUUCGCUGUCUUCUCCAGUCCUCCGCCGACACGCGCCGCCCUGUGACGACUGGAGUUGGUGUUGACCCACCAUUGAAAAUUGAAGAAAUUUCUGAAAUCUACGCCAUGGUUACCAUUUGUAGAAUUACUUACUGUUUACUGGUUUGAGUAUUUGAUUUUUCUCCAACUCUAUUUGUAUGGUCGAAGGAAUUACAGUAACCCCGAGGAGAAUUUACUCCACCUUCCAUGGGGCCCAACCCUAACGCGUCUCCGAUGGCUGGUGUCUCAAAAUUUGGGAAUUUAAUAUUGACCAGUAAGGCCCAGCGAAUGUGGAAGUUUAGGAACCCUAGAGAAUUUUUUUUGGUUUAGGUUUUUCGCAGACAGGACAUCCCCCAUUUCCGUCUCUCCGGGAAUCCUCUUUCUGCUGCUCUAAUUUUCAGGCUUUUCAAGGUCUCUCCCGAAUUCGAAGGACAAGUUUUUUGGCUGAAGAUUCGAUCGAUCCUCUCUGCAAUUCGAAACAUGGGGAAACCUAGCGCGAAGAAGAAGGCUCCGACAGGAUUGAAAUCGAAAUCCAGCGAAGGAACCAUUGCAGCAGCAAAGCACAAGGCGUUUGAUGAAGACACUGCUGUGUUCAUCAACAUGUCUCAGGAACUAAAGGAAGAAGGCAACAAAUUGUUUCAGAAACACGAUCACGAAGGAGCUAUGCUGACCUACGAGAAGGCGCUCAAGCUGCUGCCUCCGAACCACAUCGACAUCGCGAACCUCCGGACGAACAUGGCGGCUUGCUACAUGCAAAUGGGGAUAGGAGAGUACCCGAGAGCGUUGAACGAAUGCAAUCUGGCGCUGCAAGUAGCUCCGAAAUACAGCAAAGCAUUGUUGAGGCGAGCGAGAUGCUACGAAGCUCUCAAUCGCCUCAACCUUGCUCUAAGAGAUGUUAAUACAGUUCUGACCAUGGAGCCGAAUAACACGAAUGCAUUGGAGAUCUCUGAUGUUUUGAGGAAAAAAAUCGAUGAAUCCGGCGUGCAGGUCGAUGAUAAGGAGAUUGUUUUGCCCUCGGAUUAUGUUGAACCGGCUUAUGCGCCGCCUGUCGCUCGCAAGGUUGUGAAAGAGAAGGGGAAGAAGAAGAAGGGUACGAAGUUGAAGAGGAAAAGCGCCGACGAGCCUCAGGAGAAGAAUGUCGACGUAGUAGAGGAGAAGAAGAUCGAUAGUAACGUUAUUGUAGAAGAGAAGAGAAGUGUGAACGACGAAAAAACGGCGACGAUGAAAUCGGUGAAGCUCGUUCACGGUGAGGAUAUUAGAUGGGCGCAGUAUCCGGCGAAUUGUGGCCUUCGUCGCGUGAGGAAUUUGGCUGUGGAAAGGUUUUCAAAUUUGAAGGGCGUGCUCGUCAAAUAUAAAGAUGCAGACGGCGAUUUGGUUACUAUCACGACGACGGACGAGCUGAGAAUAGCCGAGGGAUUGGCGGAUCGACAAAGCGUGUUGCGACUGUACAUUGCCGAAGUUAGUCCUGAGAAAGAACCAAUUUACGAUGAAAUGGAUGUCGAGGAGGAAGUAAUAAACAAGAGCAAUGACGACAAAGCGGCGCCUGUCGAGGAUUGGAUCGUCGAGUUCGCAAGAGUGUUCAAGAAUCACGUCGGGCUCGACUCCGAUUCGUAUUUGGAUCUUCACGAAAUAGGGAUGAAGAUGUACUCGGAAGCAAUGGAAGAUAGCGUGACGGGCGACGAUGCGCAAGGGCUGUUCGACAUUGCUGCCGCGACAUUCCAAGAAAUGACGGCUUUAGCGCUAUUUAAUUGGGGGAAUGCUCAUUUGUCGAAGGCGAGGAAAAAGGUGAUCCUAAACGACGAUAAUUCUCCCGAGUCGCAGAUUAAGUCCGCGUUCGAUUGGGCCGAAAAUGAAUACAACAAGGCAGCUACCAAAUUCGAAGAAUGUCUAAAAUUCAAGCCGAAUUUCUACGAAGGGCAUCUCGCGCUCGGGCUGCAGAAAUUCGAGCAAGCGAAGCUGUCGUGGUAUUACAUGAUCGCGAGCAAGUCCAAGUUAGAAAUCGGGCCAUCUUCGCACGUGUUGGAGCUCUACAAUCGCGCGGAAGAUUGCAUGGAGAAAGGGAUGCAGAUUUGGGAAGAGAUGGAGGAAGAACGUCUAAAUGGAAUUUCGAAGCGCGAAAAAGAUAAAACGGAGUUACGAAAAUUCGGGCUCGAUGGGCUGUACGAAGAUAUAUCCGGUGAUGAUGCUGCUGACAAGGCGACGAAUAUGAGGGCGCAGAUUUACCUCUUGUGGGGCACAAUGUUAUACGAGCGAUCCGUUGUCGAAUACAAGCUGAGCCUCCCGACGUGGGAGGAAUGUCUGGAGGUUGCCGUGGAGAAAUUCGAGCUCGCGGGAGCUUCGCAGACGGACAUUACGUUUAUGAUCAAGAACCAUUGCUCGAACGCUACUGCAUUACAGGGUUUCAAAGUCGACGAGAUAGUGCAGGCUUGGAACGAGAUGUAUGAUGCGGAUAAAUGGCGAGCCGGGGUGGCGACUUUCCGGCUGGAGCCUCUGUUCAGAAGGAGAACUCCGAAACUUCAUGCUCUUCUCGAGCGGACGAUCUCGGAUCUUUGAAGAAGCUUCGGAAUCGAAUCGUAAUUCUCCGGGAGAGAAUGGUUUUUGUGGUAUGAAACAGUACAGCAUCGGACCAAACCGAUGAUGAUUCUUUUGUCCGAAGUGUGUUGGUAUCACUUAGGACAUUUGCCAAAUCUGGUGUCGAUUGCAGGUCAGUUUUCUUGGAUUUGUUGUUAUUUUAGUGAGUUGUUUUUUUUUUUUUUUUUUUUUUUUUUUUUUAAAAAAAAAUUUCAUGGAAAGCAAUGGAAGAUUUGAGUUUUCUUGAUUUUAUGAUUUGGGAUAUGAAGACUAGUGAGUAGGGUAGGAUUGGGACUGGUUAUUAUUGUCGACAAGAUUUGGGAUUGAUUCUUGUGUUUGUUUUUUUGGUCAUUCAAGUCAAGAGGAUUUAUUGAAUGAUGGAUAGAGAUACAAAUACAGAUACACAGAAUGGAAGUGUUCAUUGGAUUUGGAAUUGUGACAAAUUUGUGGGAUUUGUCACAAUUUGUGUGUUUUGUAUGUAUCUUUCUGUUAAAUCACAAUCUUGGCAUUUCAUUUCAA